Molecule: messenger RNA, 2868 nt
Organism: Syngnathoides biaculeatus (alligator pipefish)
Lineage: Eukaryota; Metazoa; Chordata; Actinopteri; Syngnathiformes; Syngnathidae
Exons: 5
Coding region: 610-1824 (404 amino acids)
Biological process (GO): regulated exocytosis
Cellular component (GO): trans-Golgi network membrane; lysosomal membrane
Source: RefSeq, a predicted model, not a curated record
UUGAAGAGUCAAAGUGCAGAGUAUUAUUGUUUUGUGUGAAUGUGUGUGUACUUGUGUGAAAUGCGUAAAAGGGUUUUUGUUCUGUUUCGAUUGGAAAAAUUGGGGAAGUUGUGACUUUAAAGUCGUUUAAAGACGUCUUUGAAGCCAUUUGUUCGCAAAGGCAGACGAUGAUUUUGUUCACAAAACACUCGUCCAAUUUUUUCAUCUCAAUUAUGAUAUUAACUGAAAUACCAAGUAACGUAUUUUAUUUUUGUGAGUAAAGAUAAGGGGGGGGGGGGACACUGCACAUCCACUUGAGUGAUGUUCAUUUCUGCGAUCUUAAAACUCGUUUCGAAGCUUUCCUCGCCUUGUCUAUGGUUGUUUCCGGCUUUUAUCAUAUAUGAUUUCAUUAUGAAGAACGACAAAGUCACAAGUGACGCAGCACAAGCGUUAAAGGAGAUGACGUCACGAGCACUAAAAUGCGUCGUGCAAGUCGCGGUGAUUUUUUUUUUUUUUUGUGUGUGCAACUCAAACCUAACAAGUCUUCUUCCAUAGUAGUUUCGCAGGCUUUGGAUAUCCACCACCGAACGAUACAAAUCUGCGAGUAGUCAGGUGCCAGGCCGUGUGACUAUGAGCAGCACAUCUGGGCUUCAGGCCAGCGACGGGCAGAACGCGAAAGAGCUCGACAGCAUGAAGGAAUCCAUCAGCGACAUCAUCAACCAGCUCCAGGACAUCGACCCCGCCAGGCUCUCCUUCUCCCCGUUCCUGGACCUGGACACUCAGAUCUGCAUGGCGCCCGUGUCAGACAGCCCAGAGUCCUCCGUGGAGGAGCUCCACUCGGCCUCCCGCUCGGCCUCCGGCUCUCAGCGCUCCCUGGAGCCUCCAGAGGAGCCACAGAACUCGGCCUCCUGCCUCCAGCCGCCUGAAGGUGGCCGCCAUGAGGAACAAACGAGAGCUGGCCACACUGAGGAGGGAGAGCUGGAUCGAACUCUUUCCACUCCGAUCACCACAGAGCACAAUUUGGCCGCCGCCACGGAAAACUGCCUCAGCACUCCAGCCCUGAUGUCUCAGGGAGACAUCCCAAACGGCACAGACAGAGUGAAACGGAGUCCACAAUCCACUCAUCCGGACUGCACCGUGGAUGAGGUUCGACCCCUGAUUGGUCCGCCGCCAGACAGCGUGGAGCUGACUGUGUGGAGCCCAGAAGGCCUGCGGGACACUCACGAGGGCUCCCCUGAGACGUCUGCCAGCGGUCGGCGUUGCUGCUGCUGCUGCUGCUGCGCGUGUAAAUGCUGCCAGAGCGGCAGAGUCCCCGCAUUCCUCUCGGUGCUGGCCUCUUUUGUGUGUGCAUCUGCCAUUAUGUACGUACUCUAUUCCUACGUCCACAUUAAACCUCCCGACUGCCCCGACGUAACCAGCCGGAUCGUCUUCACCCUCUGCUGCUGCGUGGCGGCGGCGCUCCCCAUCCUACUUGCGAUGGUCCUCGGUGCAGUUUGCCGCUUCUGCAGCGGCUCCUUCAGUUUGCAGGAGUCGCCCCCCAGACGACACACAAUUCAGCAGAUGUUCGUCACUUCAUCCGUGGAGUUGUUAAUCCUCUACGUCCUCAACCUCGUCGUCAUGGCGGCCUUAAUUCCUGAACAGGACCUCAAGGCAGUAAUGAUACUGGUCUUCAUGUUCAUUCUGGGGAGACUGGUUUACUGGGCCAGCCUGAACGCGUGCAGCUCCUGGCGAGGCUUCGGUUCCGGCCUGACCAUCUUCCCGCUGAUCGCCAUGGUGGCAUACAACGUGUUCCUCGUGUACAAAGAGACACUCUUUCCCUCGGAGGAUGUCGUCUUGAACCCUUAAAUGCAUCAAUGACUGGACACUUUUCCAUGAAGUGGGUCAAAAAUUACCUGUAUCAGAAUCGAGGAAUAAUCAUUUGUAUUAUAUAUUAGGCGUUACAUUUUGGUCCACGCAAGUUUGUUUUUAUGUUUGGAAAGUUUUGUAACAAAGUCUGUAGAAUCCUGCUGAAUAAGAUUUUCACGCAGAAGGCCGACUCAGUCCAAUCCUGUCACUGACCCGUUAAAUUCUGAUCUUUUUUUUUUUUUUUUUAUUCACAAAGAUAUUGCGAGAAAAUGACCUCAUCAGCCAUUUUUGCCCCACUUGUGCAUCGAGGGUAAAUCAAGUCACCCCAUUUUCCUGGAUGGGGUGGAGUGGGGGGAGACAUCACAGAGGCCGAGAGGCAAAGCAGACGUGCUGGCCACAGACUUCCCGAACUCUUAGAUGAUGUGUGCGCUCUCCCUUCAUGAGGAAAAUCUUUUCAGAUCUAAAUCAUUACUGUGGUCUGCAGUCCGGCGAAGUUGCCACGAUAACCUUUGGAGUCCUUGAUGGCUUCACUUUUGAUUUCAGUCCUCCUAGACUGGACUUUAUUGUUUAUUAUUUGAAACUCAAGAGGUCUUUUCUUGUGUGUGUGUGUGUGUGGGGGGGGGGGGGGGCUUUGAACCAUGCCCAAGUCCUCCUACAUGUGUCCUUUCAAGCUAUGCCAGCAUAAUAUAUUUCAUGUCUCGUCUCAUGUGGCUUAAAACCAAAAAGGAAAGAACAACAUCACUUCCAAUUCUUAAGCUCUUAAGUGUACAAAAGUUCAUAUAAAGGCAGAAUAAAAUCCCCUUGUAGAAAUAGCACUGGUUGCUCUGGCAUAGUUAGGGAGCAAUUCUAGAAAGAAUAAAAAAAUGUGUGUGUAGCGUUGGAGGUGUCACGAAGUGUGCUCCGAGUUGCCCUCCGUUUGCCUUCAACUGGUGUUCUUGCUGCUGCUCCUGCUGCUGUUUCUCUCUUUGUAUGUGCCGCCUGUAAAGAGGCCAGAAAAUGGAAAACCAGCAGAAAACCAAUAAAAAUGAAUUGCAAACAUUUGGA